This is a messenger RNA of Anguilla anguilla (European eel), 4591 nucleotides long. RefSeq names its product sterol O-acyltransferase 1 (gene soat1). Gene Ontology annotation, cellular component: endoplasmic reticulum membrane. Gene Ontology annotation, molecular function: cholesterol binding; fatty-acyl-CoA binding; cholesterol O-acyltransferase activity. The coding region runs from base 211 to 1896 and encodes 561 amino acids. NCBI's taxonomy places the organism in Eukaryota, Metazoa, Chordata, Actinopteri, Anguilliformes, Anguillidae. Gene Ontology annotation, biological process: cholesterol metabolic process; cholesterol efflux. The transcript has 16 exons. The record is from RefSeq and is a predicted model, not a curated record.
UCGCCUCCUAGCGGUACGUAUCGUUUUGCGCUGUGGAAGGCGGAGCGGUAAACGGAUAAAUCAGGAAAGAGGGUAUCUGCUUGUUGAAGUCUGGUUUUUUUCAACAGUCCAUAGAAACAAGAGAUGUGCCGGUGGUGAGCCGAAAUAAUUAGCCAGUUAUCUACUUUUUUCCAGAGGAGAAAUUACAAACGUGGUUAAUUGUGUGACACGAUGGCGAACAGCGAAGGCAUCGGCCUGCGUAGCCGCAGGGUGGCUCCCAGGAUGCCCGGGAUCCUGGAUGGGGAUGACAGCGGCAGCAGCAGCAGCAAUGGCGAUCCUCGGAUAACCAGCAAUGGAAAAAUGGAGGUGGAGCACGUCAUCAACAAGAAACUGCAGCUGAAGAUGAAGGUGGAGCACCUGAAGGCCGGCUUGAUGAAGCAGCUGGACUCCCAGGUGAACGAGUUUGUGGACAGCCUCAUAGAGGAGUCGGCCUGUCUGGACCCCCCCGCAGUGUCCUCCUCCUCCUUCUCCCCCUCGCUGUCCGAUAAGGAGAGGAGCAAGCUCAAGUUUGGGCAGCUGAGGACCCCUCUGGAUCAAGGCAAGCAGUUUGUGGUCCGCCGCUCUCUGUUGGAUGAACUGUUUGAGGUGAACCACAUCCGCACCAUCUACCACAUGUUCAUCGCUCUGCUCAUCCUCUUCAUCCUCAGCACCCUGGUGGUGGACUUCAUUGAUGAGGGCAGACUGGUGCUGGACUUUGACCUGCUGGUCUACGCGUUCGGACAGCUCCCCCUGGUGGUGUCCACGUGGCUGUGCAUGUUCUUGUCGGCGCUGGUGGUGCCGUACGGCCUGUUCCACCUGUGGGCCGGUCAGUACCAGGCGUCGCGGCGCGGCACCCUGCUCUCCGUGCUGGCCGGGGCAGCCUUCCUGCUCUACCAGGGCCUGGGCCUGGGCUUCCUGCCCACCUACGUGGUACUGAGGAACGGCUUUCCCCCCGCCUCCCGCUUCAUCGUCAUCCUGGAACAGGUCCGUUUGUUGAUGAAGACGCAUUCCUUCGUCAGGGAGAAUGUCCCAAGGGUGCUGGCGUCUGCGCAGGGCAAGAACAGUCCCGUGGUCAUCCCCCAGGUGACUCAGUACCUGUACUUCCUCUUCGCCCCUACGCUCAUCUACAGAGACAGUUACCCCAGGAAUCCAGUCAUCAGGUGGGGUUAUGUGGCCACUAAGUUUUUACAGGUGCUGGGCUGCCUGUUCUACGCGUACUACGUCUUCGUGCGCCUCUGCAUCCCGCAGUUCCGCAGCAUCAACCUGCAGCUCUUCGACCUGCGGGUGAUGGUGCUCUGCGUCUUCAACUCCAUCCUGCCAGGGGUGCUGGUUCUCUUCCUGGCUUUCUUCGCCUUCCUGCACUGCUGGCUCAAUGCCUUUGCAGAGAUGCUGCGGUUCGCCGACAGGAUGUUUUACAAGGAUUGGUGGAACUCUACAUCUUACGCCAAUUACUACAGGACCUGGAAUGUCGUAGUACAUGAUUGGCUAUAUAAUUACAUAUACCGGGACUUCCUAUGGAUGUCAGGGAAGCGGUUGCGGGCGACGGCCAUGUUGUUUGUGUUCACCGUGUCCGCGGUGGUGCACGAGUACGUCCUGGCGGUCUGCUUCGGCUUCUUCUACCCCGUCCUCUUCUGCCUCUUCAUGUGCUUCGGGAUGGUGUUUAAUUUCAUCCUCCACGAUCGGAGGAAGGGACCAAUCUGGAACGUGAUCAUGUGGACCUCGCUCUUCCUGGGCCAGGGGGUCCUGAUCUGUCUGUAUUCCCAGGAGUGGUAUGCUCAGCGCUACUGCCCCCUGCAGGAGCCUUCCUUCCUGGAUCUGCUGAAGCCACGCUCCUGGACCUGUCACCAGCAGAUAGCCCCUGCUGAGGACUCCCGCUGAGAGAGCAGUGACUGGGCUCUGCGCAGCUCUCUCACCAGCCAAAUGAAUGAGUGAGGGAGAGGAGAGCAGGGCUUCCUCUUCAUGCAGUUUCACACGACUACUGUCAUUUCCCUUUGUGAUCUCUUUUUUCAUUGCACUAUGGCCAAUGGACGUAUUUGCAUUGUGGGGUAUUGGGAGGUUCCAUAAGAAGCCAAAUAGUUUUGCAGUAUAUAGCUGACCUUUUGGAAGGAUGUCAAGUCUUCUUUCAAAAGUUUAUUGCAUUUUCUGUCAUUUUAGUUCUCAUUAUAGAAACUAAGGUGUACUAAACAAUUUCAAGUAGGGUCCAAAAUGGCAUUUUCCUUUUUAUAUUAUUUUUUGUUUUUUUAAUUUUCCUCUUUAUUCUUGAAAUUAUUCAAGAAAUUCAUUAUGUUGUCCUGGUUUUUUUAUUUUUAUUUCUCCAGUAGCUUUAAUUAUAUUUAACUUAAAAUAUGCAUUAACUCUCAGAUAUAUACGUGCCUCUCUGAAAAGGCAGCAUUUCCUUGGGCUCAGUGUUCACGCCUGAGUGAGUAUUUUAAAAUUAAUUAAGAAAAUGCUGUUUUUUUUAAAGUGUAUACUCAGUUCUUUCCUGAGUGAGAGGCGAACUUGGAAACCAAUUGAACAAAUCCACAUUUACAGAGACUGAGUUACCCCUUUUGCAUUAUUCUGAAAACUUGAAUAUAAAUGACUGGAGUUUUUUGUCUGUUAGCCAUACUAGUGUGAAGAAGCUGACUGAACUGGUCGUAAUGAACAGAGCUGCCAAACCCAUGGGGUGUCAAUACCCCCCCCCCCCCCCCACUGCACUCAGAGAACACCCCACAACUCACUCAUGAUACAGCGCUAUCAUCCGUUCUGUUAAAACCCUGUUCUGUUUUGUUCGCUUAAUUUUUUUUCCAUUCAAACCUAAAUCCUGUCUGUGAGCUUGCCUCAGUCUCUACCCGAUCAUGUCUUACUCUCGGUUUUUAUUUUUAAACUAAAGUGCAGCUUGAAAUGUUUUUAAGCUCAGCGACCAUCAAAUCUGUGGGUUUGAACCAGCCUAUGUCUGCCUUUCCCAGAAAAAAUGAAAAUGUGAUGUCACAAUAGAUGUCAGAAUUAUUUGCAUGUGAAGAUUUGUCCAUGAUAGAUGGGAAUCUGGUGUUUGGAGUCCUUCCAAAGCAAUACUUAAAGUUGUUAUAUUCCACUUUUAUUUCACUCGUGUACCUGUAUGCUCGGGGAAAUAUGUAAUAAUAAUUGCAGCUGGCUGCAGUGAUGUUACCAGUAUAAUUGUGUUAACUUGUGGCUGAUAAAAUAAUUGUAUUCAUGUUUGUGCCAAAUGUAUGUUUAUUGGUAAGCUGGUAUUGUCAUGUACUCUGAGUUUAAAUUCUGUACAAUUGUGUGACGAUUUCUUCUGCAGCUUAGUUUUGAGUUCUUUGUUAAUAUUAAUGAAAUCACAGCUGAAUUGCACUACUGGACCUUUGCCUUCAUGGUAUACAAAUUUAAACUGCAAAAUUGGAUCUGCAAGUAAGGGGACAGUUUUCCUUACUAAAGGAAAUGGAGUCCCUUGCCAAAUGUACUGGAAUAUUUGGUAUUUAUUUGGUAGUGUUUAUUGUUUAACUUGGGAACCCGAUGAACAAAUUGUCUUUUGAUUUGCCUUGGUUGUGUUAGAUUUUGAUAGUCUUUCUGCGCGUCACUUAAUGAGGUUAAUACAAAGCAACCACCAGAGGGCGCUGUGUAUCAGUACAAGUCUUUACAUUACUGUCCUACAGAAAUUGUGAGUAGCUAUAUUUGGUGAGACACCACCCAUGAAUCCAUCCUCAUUCAUAAGCACAGGAGGUCCAGCCAUUUAUGUGAAGAUGUGCUCUUUGCAAUGUACUUGAAUGAAAAAUAUAUGUUCAAACACUGUUGGAUGACCAAGUUUGAAAUGCUCGGAAAAUGUAUUACACUGGUAAAAUAUUGAUAUUUUUCUACAAUACAAGGUUGUGCAUAAUUUUUUUUAUUGGUCAUGUUGGAAAUGGAGAAAUUUUUGGUCAUUUAAGAAAACUGCAACUUUUUGACGGUGCCAUAUUAGAUAUAUAAAUUUAAAAAUCCUUGCCCAGCAUCAAAUGGGCAACAAAAAAAACUUCACUGUUCUCAUGGGCUACUGAUUAUUAUACAGUAAUAUACAAAGUAUAUUAUUGCAUUAAUGUACAAUAGAUUUAAAACAUCCUGUUUAAGUUUUCAUUUUUCCUUGAUAUUAAUUUGUGGGAGCAAGGAUAAUUUUUCAUCCACUUCAGAUUUGUCAGAUUAAGGUGCUAACCAGGAUAUUGAAUUAUUUUUAUUGUUAAUAUGCAUGUUUAAAAAAAGCAUUUUUAAACUGCCUGAAAAAAGAUUGUAAACCAGUAAGAGUACUAAAGUUGAUUUUGUUUCUGAUGAAACUUAUGUUACUGUAUAGAGGUUAGAAUUAUGAAAAAUGUAUUUUCAACUUCAGUUAUCUAGUGCAAUGUUCUGGAGUUUCAUAUGAUUUGAAAUUGUGAUUUUGUAGCAUUGCACUUUAAAUUUGGGGAAAAUAAACUUGUUUUGCCACAGUGUUUUAUAUUAAGUCAAGAAUAUAUCUGUAAGAAUAAAUUAUGUUAUAGAUUACUAAUGUAAUGAAAAGGCUUAUUGGCACAUCUGAGCCAAAGACAUUGAUUGUUCUUUGAAUAAAAAAAUGUAAUGUCCUAAA